AAAGCAAUGGAAGGAAGGGCCUCGGAGGAGAAGGCACACGCCGUGUGCCUGCCGUACCCGGCGCAGGGGCACAUCACCCCGAUGCUCAACGUGGCCAACAUGCUGCACGCCCGCGGCUUCCACGUCACCUUCGUCAACUCCGAGUACAACCACGCCCGCCUCGUCCGGACGCGGGGCGCCGCCGCCGUAGCCGGCUCCCGGGGCUUCCGCUUCGCCACCAUUCCCGAUGGCCUGCCGGAGGCGUCCGACGACGACGUAACGCAGGACAUCCCGUCGCUUUGCAAGUCCACCACGGAGACCUGCCUUGGGCCCUUCCGCCGCCUCCUUGCCCAGCUCAAUGCCGCCGCCUCCACCGGCGAGAGUGACCACCCGCCCGUUACCUGCGUCGUCUCGGACCUCAUCAUGGGUUUCUCCAUGGACGCGGCUAAGGAGCUCGGCCUUCCAUACGUCCAGCUCUGGACUGCCAGUGCUAUCAGUUACCUUGCGUACUACCACUAUCGCCUUCUCAUCGACCGUGGCAUUGCUCCACUCAAAGAUGUGAGACAGCUGACGGAUGGGUACCUUGACACUCCGGUGGAAGACCUGCCGGGGCUGAGGAACAUGAGGCUGAGGGACUUCCCGAGCUUUAUACGCACCACGGACCCGGACGAGUUCAUGGUGGGUUACGUCAUCAAGGAGACCGGUCGCACGGCCGGCGCAUCGGCGGUGAUCCUCAACAGCUUCGGCGACCUAGAGGGCGAGGCGGUGGAGGCCAUGGAGGCGCUCCUCGUCAAUGUCAAGGUGUACACGGUCGGCCCGCUCAAUCUGGUCGUGCCGCGCGAGACGUCAUCCAUCAGCCGCCUCAGCCUGUGGAAGGAGCAGGAGGAGUGCCUUGAGUGGCUACACGGCAAGGAGCCCUCCUCCGUCGUGUACGUCAACUUCGGGAGCAUCGUCGUCAUGACCAGCGAGCAGCUGGUGGAGUUCGCGUGGGGACUCGCCAACAGCGGCAGGCAGUUCAUGUGGAUCAUCCGCCCCGACCUCGUCCGGGGCGACGCGGCGGUGCUUCCCAAAGAGUUCUUGGCAGAGACGGCGGGGCGCGGGCUCAUGGCCUCCUGGUGCCCGCAGCAGGAGGUGUUGAAUCACCCGUCCGUGGGCGUGUUCCUGACUCACAGCGGCUGGAACUCGGCGCUGGAGAGCGUGUGCGGCGGCGUGCCCGUCAUCAGCUGGCCCUUCUUCGCGGACCAGCAGACCAACUGCCGGUACCAGUGCAACGAGUGGGGCGUCGGCAUGGAGAUCGACACCAACGUCCAGCGCGACGCCGUCACGAGCCUUAUCGCGGAGCUCAUGGAUGGGGAGGGUGGAAAGAAGAUGAGGAAGAAGGCGCAGGAAUGGCGGGAGAAGGCGAUCCUGGCGGCCAUGCCACACGGUCCGUCUCAACGCAACUUCGAUGAGCUGGUCCGCGAUGUGCUCUUGGCCAAGAACUAGAUCUUUCCAUGUACAAUUCUUUUCAAAACUAGAUGAUAUCCCGCGCGCGUUGCAGCGGGAAAUAGAGAAAUAAUUUACUGGAACUAAAGAAAAAGAAGGUGAUAAGCUCAAAUAUUGAGUGGUACAUUGUAGACCAGGCACAUGAAACUGCCUCUAACCGCAUCUGAUCAAAUCACAUGUCACCAGUGGACCUGUA
This is a messenger RNA of Lolium rigidum, 1660 nucleotides long. Its product is annotated as 7-deoxyloganetin glucosyltransferase-like. The transcript is spliced from 2 exons. Bases 7 to 1464 code for a protein of 485 amino acids. Lineage: Eukaryota; Viridiplantae; Streptophyta; Magnoliopsida; Poales; Poaceae. The record is from RefSeq and is a predicted model, not a curated record. Gene Ontology annotation, molecular function: UDP-glycosyltransferase activity.